CAAUCUUUUUAUUCAACGAAACCGAAUUAUCUCUUUUGUUCUGUUCUCCCUUGCCAAAAGCGUCUUCUCCUCCUUUCCAUAGAGAAAUGUCGAAGGCAGGGGCACUGGGUCUGGCGUCGCGUGUCGGCGGUAGCAUCGAGAAGAACGCAGUCCUCGAUGCUGUAGAAGAGUACGAGAAGUAUCAUGACCAUUAUGGAGGUGAAGAGGAAGAGAGAAAAGCUGAAUGCACUAACAUGGCAAAUAUUUACUAUGAUCUUGCUACCAGCUUUUAUGAAUUUGGCUGGGGGGAAUCUUUCCAUUUUGCACACAGAUGGAAAGGGGAGUCUCUUCGCGAGAGCAUGAAGCGAUAUGAGCACUUCCUUGCUUUACAACUAGGCCUGAAGCCUGGACAGAAGGUGUUGGACGUAGGAUGUGGAAUUGGUGGACCACUAAGAGAAAUUUCUAGAUUCAGUUCAGCAUCAGUUACAGGAUUGAACAACAAUGAAUAUCAGAUAGCAAGGGGAAAGGAACUAAACUUCAGUGCUGGAGUGGACAAAACCUGUAACUUUGUGAAGGCUGACUUCAUGGAAAUGCCGCUUCCUGACAAUACUUUUGAUGCAGUAUAUGCAAUUGAAGCGACUUGCCAUGCACCGGAUGCACAUGGGUGCUACAAAGAAAUUUACAGAGUACUAAAGCCUGGCCAGUGUUUUGCCGCAUAUGAGUGGUGCAUGACUGAUGUUUUCGAUCCCAAUAACCCAGAGCAUAAAAAAGUAAAGGAAGAAAUCCAGAUCGGUGAUGGGCUCUCUGACAUCAGGUCCACAAGAGAAGUCAUUGAGGCUUUGAAACAAGCUGGUUUUGAGGUCAUGUGGGAGAAAAACAUUGCCGUGGACUCACCUGUCCCCUGGUACUUGCCUUUGGAUAAAAGUCACUUCUCACUGAGUAGUUUCCGUACAACUGCAAUUGGGCGUUUCUUUACAGGAAACAUGGUCAAGUGCCUGGAAUUUAUGAGACUUGCCCCAAAGGGAAGUGGACGUGUUCAAAAAUUGCUAGAGCGGGCUGCAGAUGGGCUAGUUGAAGGUGGAAAGAAAGAGAUUUUCACGCCAAUGUAUUUCUUCUUGGUCCGGAAGCCGCAUUCAGACAAUCAGUAAUGUGGCAGUGUCAAGCUAGUUAACCUCAUACCACCAAAGUCAUGGAAUCUCAACCGUAUGUUAGCACUGGUUUUUGAUCAUUCUGGUUGACUAUUUUGUGUUCUGUGAAUCUCUUGAGUUCUGACUUACAAGUUGGAAGUUGUAUCGUGUAUUUUCAGUUUCCUAAGGGUUCAUUUGUACGCUAUUUAAGACUUUUGCUUGAACUGUAACCUUUGGCUCCACUGGGACAAAAGGUAGGGAUUUGUGCUUA
Molecule: messenger RNA, 1377 nt
Organism: Juglans microcarpa x Juglans regia
Lineage: Eukaryota; Viridiplantae; Streptophyta; Magnoliopsida; Fagales; Juglandaceae
Product: cycloartenol-C-24-methyltransferase-like
Exons: 14
Coding region: 87-1127 (346 amino acids)
Biological process (GO): sterol biosynthetic process
Cellular component (GO): endoplasmic reticulum
Molecular function (GO): sterol 24-C-methyltransferase activity
Source: RefSeq, a predicted model, not a curated record